AUGGAAGUCAAAUAUAAGGAUAGUCUGAUGUUCCCAGCGGUUACAGUCUGUAAUAAUAACUGGCUGCGGAAAGGAGUAUUAAAUGAUAGCGGGGUCCUAGACUUUGGUCUUUCAUUAUCGUCAUUCGAUUAUCCCGUCGUGAAUAGCAGCUCUUAUAACUUGACAGAAUUCUUCAUGACGUAUGGCCAUCAAAUGGACAGGGUGUUUGAUCUACCCUGGAAUUGCGAUUGGAAAUUAACCGAUUGCACAUCAGCAAAUUUCACCAAAAGAAUCACCGACAUGGGAAUGUGCUUCACAUUUAAUCACGGUGGAGAUUUGCGUUCUACGUUUCCCGGGGAAGACUAUGGUUUACGACUUGGGCUAUUUGCAGAACAAGACCAAUACCUUCCAGCGACUAGCAAAGCUGGUUUUACAGUUCUUCUUCACCAGCCGACAGACGUUCCACGCAUGGCAAACGGGUUUCAGGUUACAACUGGAGAAUCACUCAUUGUUGCUAUCUCAAUGACAGAGGUGCAUAAUUUGCCAGAACCAUAUGGAGGAUGUACAAGUAAAAAACUUGCUUACUAUCCCAUAUAUUCCGCUACGAAUUGUAGAUCUGAAUGUCUGUAA
This is a messenger RNA of Lingula anatina, 609 nucleotides long. Its product is annotated as acid-sensing ion channel 2-like. NCBI's taxonomy places the organism in Eukaryota, Metazoa, Brachiopoda, Lingulata, Lingulida, Lingulidae. Gene Ontology annotation, biological process: sodium ion transmembrane transport. The record is from RefSeq and is a predicted model, not a curated record. Gene Ontology annotation, cellular component: plasma membrane. Gene Ontology annotation, molecular function: ligand-gated sodium channel activity.